Molecule: messenger RNA, 559 nt
Organism: Dimorphilus gyrociliatus
Lineage: Eukaryota; Metazoa; Annelida; Polychaeta; Dinophilidae
Source: the annotation of a GenBank genome assembly
AAUGGCGUCGAAUGGUAAAGAGAGGAAAAAGACAAAGAAGAAAAAGGUUGCUUUUGAAGUUACAAAAGAUGAAGAAAUAAGAGAUGAAAGACCAAGGAAGAAGAGCGUAAAUACAUCUCAUGGUUUAGAUAAGAAGAGAGGAAUCAAAAAACUUCAUCGUCAUUUAACUACUGAUCCAAAAGAUGUUGAUUAUUCCCUUUCUGUUUGCUUUCAAUGUAAUGCCGGUCAAUUUACUCAUGCCGAUGUUUACAAAAUGGCUAAAGAACGUUUAGACCGAACGAAUUCCGAUCCAAAGAAAAUGAAAAUCAUUUAUGAACCUCGAAACGUUAUUUUAGGUUCUAAAGAUCACGAUGAUCGUUGGAUAGUUACGGCAUCGGAUAUAAUGAUGAAAAGGCAUUUUAUGAGGGGUUUUCUUUGGAAAGAUCAACCGGUAUUUGUAAGGAAAUAUCAAGAAAUACUCGAAGAAGAAUGGAAAGCUUGCAAAAAGAUGCAUUUAUCGUCAAAGAUAAUUAAAUCAGUCGUUUUAAAGACCGAGCUAACUCUUCAUCAAGACGAUUAA